Anopheles marshallii is the source of this 2475-nucleotide messenger RNA. RefSeq lists its product as uncharacterized. The record is from RefSeq and is a predicted model, not a curated record. The coding region runs from base 1 to 2475 and encodes 824 amino acids. The transcript has a single exon. NCBI's taxonomy places the organism in Eukaryota, Metazoa, Arthropoda, Insecta, Diptera, Culicidae.
AUGCCAGGUACAUCGAAAGGAGUUGCUAAGGCGAAAACGAAAGUGGACAUUGUAGGUGAGCAAGGGACGCGUUCGGCGAUCUCGAAGCGGCCAGAUCGUUUAUCAAUCGAAGGGGCCGACGAGUUGAGUACGCAGGACGGAGCUGACCACAUGGCAAGGAAAGCCGUACCUAACCUCAACAAUGACCCUGCCAGUGAUGACGUGGCACGUCGGCUAGUCAUGCUGAAGCAACGACAGGAUUUGGAGAAAAGGCGUUUGGAACUGGAACUUCAGCUGAAAUUCGUGUGUGAAGAAGAGGAGUUGUUAAGGGUUGGUAAAGUUGAGUUUUCGACUGUUUCACCCCAGUUUAAUUCUUUUCAGCCGGAAGAGAGUGCGGCGAAAACCAGUAAAGAAGACUCAGAUGUAACUCCUCGUCAAGCGGUCGCUAGGAAGAAUGUCCCAAAAGAGCUCCCGACCUUCACAGGUGAUCCGGCUGAGUGGCCGAUAUUUAUUUCUCACUACGAGAAUACCACCAGGCGAUGUGGAUACUCCAAUUGGGAAAACAUGCUGCGGCUGCAAAAGUGCUUGAAGGGACCUGCGUUGGAAGCGGUGAGCAGUCGUUUAAUGUUGCCGGAAUCGGUGCCGCAAGUUAUCGAAAAGCUCCGGUCAAGAUAUGGUCGACCAGUGCACCUGAAAAAGACUCUAAUAGCGAAGGUACGCAAGAUCCCAGCUCCGCAGGUUGACAAGCUGGAGAGCAUCAUAGAGUACGGUGAGGCGGUGCAAAGUAUGGUAGAUCACAUGGAGGCAGCAGGCGCUCGGGCACAUUUGACAAAUCCGAUCCUAUUGAAAGAGGUGGUCGGCAAGCUGCCGAACGACCAGCAGUUGCUUUGGGCACACCACAUCCGAGGGGUGGAUGAGGAUUCAUUGGACCUUGUGAUGUUCAGUGAUUAUAUGGAGAAACUGGCGGAAGAUGCUGCUAGGUUGACGACAGUGGAUUCUCCGUCAAUGCGUGGGUCCCACAAGGGUAAAAGGAGCUAUGUAAAUACGCAUUUGGAGGCAGACGGUAAUGCGACGUCGAUAGCAGCGGAUAGAAGUUGUUUGUUUUGUCAUGGAACGGGGUACGGAUUGACCACGUGCUACAAGUUUAAAAAUCUGCCAGUGAAGGACCGAUGGCAAAAGGCACGAGAGUUGUCGGUGUGCUUCAGUUGUCUAGGGAAGCACAACUGGCGGAAUUGUCGAAACAGAGCCGUUUGCGGGAUCGGUGGUUGUACGUAUCGACACCAUGCGUUGUUGCACGAUAAGGCGGAAUCGAGUGGUGGCGCUGGAGAAGGGCGAUCGGAAGGUGGAGUUGUUGCUGAGAGCAACCAUCACCAAUACACAUCAUCGACGGCGAUAUUCCGCAUUGUACCAGUGACUUUGUAUGGUCCGGCUAGGAACGUAUCAACAUUUGCCUUCCUGGAUGAAGGAUCGUCUGUGACGUUAAUGGAUGAGGACGUAGCGGUGCAGCUUGGUGUUGAGGGGGUGGUGGAACCACUUUGUAUGAGAUGGACCGGUAACACCCAGCGUAUUGAAAUGGGAUCCAGGCGUGUCGACCUCAAGGUGGGACCGUCCGGAUCAUUGAAAAAGUUUGCCAUGAACUCGGUACGAACGGUACCUAAUCUGAACCUGCCAAAAAAGACGUUCCAGCUGGGUGUCGGAAUGGGAAAGCAUCUUCAACGUUUACCGCUACGACAAUAUCGGGAGGCGGAACCGAAACUGCUCAUAGGGUUGGAUAAUCUGCGGUUGGCGGUCCCUCUCAGGACUAAAGAGGGAAAGGAAGGGGAACCUAUCGCAGUGAAGACGCGCCUUGGAUGGUGCAUUUAUGGAAAACCAUUUAAUGGUUUGAGCGAACAACUAUUGCAUAUAUGUGAGUGCAACAGUGAGGACAGCAUCCAUCAAGUGAUGCGUAAGUUCUGCGAAACCGAGCAAUUAGGGGUAUCGCGCGUUGUGGAAGUUCAUCCGGAUGAUCAACGCGCGCAAAAAAUACUAGAUGAAACCACUGUUCGUGUUGGAAACCAUUUCGAGUCAGGAUUACUAUGGAAGACGGACAGUGUCGAGCUUCCUCCCAGCAGAGAAAUGGCGCAACGUAGACACGUUUGCUUAGAAAGGCGCAUGGAACGGGAUAAUGUUCUCAAAGAGCAAGUGCAUCGACAGAUUGGCGACCUCGCCAGCAAGGGAUAUAUCCACAAGGCUUCGGAACAGGAGCUCGUGGAUUGUGAUGAGAAACGUGUAUGGUAUCUACCAAUAGGAGUGGUUACAAAUCCAAAUAAACCAGGGAAGGUUCGGUUGAUUUGGGACGCUGCAGCAAAGGCGCAUGGGAAGUCGCUUAAUGAUCAUCUGCUAAAGGGUCCGGACGAUCUGUUGCUUUUGCCUGGAGUACUCUAUCGGUUUCGGUUGUAUGGGGUGGCCACCUGCGCGGACGUGAAAGAAAUGUUUCUGCAGAUAAGGAUCCGUUAG